AUGGCGUACACCGAAAUGUCGCACGUGUUACAUGCUGGUCCUCUGGGCUAUCUGGAAGGUCUCACAAUCUCAUCGAGUAACACGCCAAGUCUACACUACUUUGGAGGCCUUCACUAUGCUUUGCCUCCAACGGGCACUCAUCGCUUUCGAUUACCUCGUAAACUUCCACCAGGCUAUAUUUAUGGCACCAAAGAAGCUCCAGGCCAGCACACCGGAGGAACCAACCUCUGUCCACAGCCACCAAGUCGACUCCCGCUUCCUUUGUUCUUGUUCGAUGAGGAUUGCUUGCAGCUGAACAUCUGGAUCCCAGCUGGCGAGGCACCAAAAGAUGGCUGGCCGGUGUUCUUCUACCUGCAUGGCGGUUUCUUGCAAUGGGGCACUGCGAACUGGAAACCGUCUUCUCUUGUGCCGUUGCUUGGGGAUUCCGCUUUUCGUGCCAUAGUCGUCCUUCCUGCCUAUCGGUUGAACGCGUUUGGGUUCCUGACAGGGAAGGCUUUUGCGGAAGAGCAAUCGACGGACGGAGCGAGUAUUGGUAACAUGGGACUCUGGGACCAAAGAGCGGCGUUGGAAUGGGUUCGUCGCAAUAUCGCAAACUUUGCUGGCGAUGCCGAUAACAUUACUGUUGCUGGGUAUUCGGCAGGUGCAUACUCCACUUUCCAUCAGCUGGCUCACGAGCUCUAUCGAGUUCCUGCUCAGGAACGUAUCAUCAGGCGGGUCAUCAUGCUGUCUAAUGGUGCCGGGCUCAAACCCAAGACUCUCAGCGAACAUCAGGCCCAAUUUGAUGAGUUUGUCGAGAAACUCGACAUACCCUCCAACCUCGAGGACUCUGCUAAGCUAGCCAAGCUCCGAGGACUACCCUAUCAGCAACUGGUAGACGUGCAACAGAAGAUGAAGAUAUCAGAGUUCAGGCCUGUCGCUGACAGUAGAUUCUACCCAGAAGACCUGUUUGCUAGGAUCAAUGAAGGAGACUUUGCCCGAAGGAUGCAAGAAUGUGGGAUCACCAUUCUCAGUGGAGAGUGCAGAGACGAGCACACAGUCUACAGAAACUGGCGCACACCAGGAAACUCACUCGACUCACUGCGUACACGUCUCUAUGCAGAAUACCCCAGAAACGAUGUAGACAAGGUUCUACGUCACUAUUGCGGCUUGGAAGAAGAGCUUCCUUCGCACUGCGAAAAUUGGCAAGAUCUUUUUGGCCGCAUCUACGCUGACCUACAAGUCCAUCACCUCCAGAGAGGCUUCUUCAACGCUCUCUUUCAACACGGACUUCGUCCAGGCAAGGAUGUAUUGCGCUAUCGGUUCGACCGACGCUUGAUGUGCGUUGACGCAACACUGCCACCAGAAUGGGGCGUCACACAUUCCUCCGACGUGCCAAUCUGGUUGUGGGGCUCUGACUUUCCUGGCGGCUUGACCGAUCAAGAGAAGGUGUGGUUGAGAGAUUGGAAUGAACAGUUUGCGAGGUUUGUGAAUGGUGAGGAGGUGACCUGGGGAACCGGAUCGCCGAAACAUGUAAGGAGGUGGAGGAGCGAUGGUGAAACGGAUAUAUGGGAAGAUGACAUGUGGGAGCAAGGGAUCGAAGUUUGGAAUAUCGUACAUAGCGGUCCAUAG
Molecule: messenger RNA, 1608 nt
Organism: Aureobasidium namibiae CBS 147.97
Lineage: Eukaryota; Fungi; Ascomycota; Dothideomycetes; Dothideales; Saccotheciaceae
Product: carboxylesterase
Exons: 1
Coding region: 1-1608 (535 amino acids)
Source: RefSeq, a predicted model, not a curated record